Messenger RNA from Lytechinus pictus (painted urchin), 3028 nucleotides. RefSeq lists its product as uncharacterized. The record is from RefSeq and is a predicted model, not a curated record. Lineage: Eukaryota; Metazoa; Echinodermata; Echinoidea; Temnopleuroida; Toxopneustidae. Bases 43 to 1311 code for a protein of 422 amino acids. The transcript is spliced from 8 exons.
UUAUAGAUUAUCUGAGUUGGCUUCAACUGUUCAACCGGCAAUAUGUUGCUUCAACAGCUUUGUCGAGGUGAAUGCAUGAGUAUACUAUCGGUUUAUGGUAUCAUGCUAGUGUUGUUAUCAGGUGGCGUAUGGGGUUCGGACAUCGACAAAAAGAUAUGUAGUGUGUCAUGCCAGACGAUUACCGGCCCGGAUGGAUCCAAGAUAAGCCUCCUUCCCAAACUCAUUCCCAAACCUUCGGGCCAUCUACCCGGCCAUCUACCUGUUAACAUGGCUAGUGUGAAUGGUUUUGAUAAUCAUAUCGUCUGCAGGUUAGCAGAUUGUGACAGGAAACCAUGUAUCAAAGGAAGAUGUGACGAAACAGUUGACGGAUAUAGGUGUGUUUGCCAAUACGGCUUCACAGGAAAAAACUGCGAAACUGCAAUGAAAGCUCGUAUCUAUGUGACAAGCUCAGGGACUCCGAGAAAAAUAUUUGUUGCAGAUUCCCAAGAUGGCUUGAAUUUCACUUCCAUCCCAUUGACUGGGGAACCAAGCGAUGUUGCGUAUGAUUCCGUAGAGAAGAAGAUAUACUGGACUGAUGAUCAGGAACGUAAAGUCUAUCGUGCAGAUGAAGAUGGCGGAAAUAGAGAGGAGGUGCCCUUUCAACCUCUUUAUAAAUUAAACCACAAACCUCUGUUAAUCGCGAUCUCGGAAUCAUUGCGCAUUCUGUACAUUGCGUAUAACUGGGUUAUAACAUCAGUGAACAUUGGACAAGGAUCUGAUUCCCUAAGGAAAGAGGUGGCGUUCACUAGUAGGGGAUACACCAUUUCCAGUUUGAUUGUUGAUGACGAACAGGGGUACCUAUACUGGGCCAGAGUGUUUGCCAUCUAUCGUAAGCCUCUUGACAGCUCUGCGGGCACUAUUAAGAAAAUGUUCCUUAACAAUCAUCUUAAACGGAUGAAGUUAUGCAUCGAUUUCAGCCGAAAUCCACGACGCCUAUUCAUCUUUGACGUCCUCAGACAGACAACUUUAUUCAAAGAUAUCACCGACAUCGGCAUCAGAUGGGGGAACCUUCGGUAUGCUAAGUCCCUGCAUGGGGAUACUGUGUCUCCAUGGGGCCUGACAGCUGAUGACGUGAGUAGCCGCAAUGAGACCGACAGUCUGACUGAUAUUGCGAUCGUAAAUGACACCCUCUAUUGGACGAAAAGCGCCAACCCCCCUGCGAUCGUCGUUAUGCCGGCCAACAUGGAUCAGAGCAAUCGGUCAUUAUCAAUCAGAGAAACGAAUGAAAUUCAGAAUCCCAAUCAACUGUCCAUUGUGUAUGUGGAUCCAUGAUCGAUACUGGAUAUAGUUAUUUUCCCAGGUAGUUAACAUUAAGACAUUUUCUGCCAGGAAAAAAACAAGACCGGGUGGGUGUUUCAUAAAGCUGUUCGUAAGUUAAGAGCGACUUUAAGAACGACUGGUGAUCCUUUCUUACGCGCUAAAGCAUUGCCAAUGAAAGUACCAUUUACCAAAAGAAAGGUUCACCAGCCGUUCUUAAAGUUGCUCUUAACUUACGAACAGCUUUAUGAAACACCCCCAGGUAUGUUUUGAGCAUUCGAUUGCUAUUGAAAUGCCUACAUCUUUUCUCUCUAUAUCUCUAUCUGAUUUCCUUACACACAUCUCGAAAAGUUCUGGUAUUGAAUGUCUGAGUAAAUUCUUCGCGAACUUAAUAUAAAUAAUUGAAUGUAAUUAAUAAAAAUAAAUUUUAAUCAAUAAAAGAAAUGAAAUUUUGAAUAUUGUUCUCCUAUACAUCGAAACAUUAUUUACCUUUUGUGUUACUUACCGUAUGUCAUUAUUAACAGCAUUUUUGUUUUGGGUUGACAAUUUUGCUUUGAUGAGAUUUUAAAUGAUUUUUUUUAAUACUUGCGUAUGUUUUUCAUCUAUCAACAAGCUCGAACAGUUUACUCCUCUCUUUCUCCUCUUUCUUUCUUCCAUUUUAUUCUCCCCCUCUAUCUCUCUUUCUCAUAUUCCUUUCCUCCCUAUAUACAGCUGUGCAUAUUAAUCCAUUAUAAUUUUCUCAAUAAAAAAACUUAUCUGAGUGUUGUGCGUACUUUUUGCACAUGGGAAGAAACACUACCUUUAGUGAAAUGGAAGUUUUCACUUUCAAACGCAACAUGUGAUUGGAAAUAAAUGUAACUAACUGGCAUUGUAUUCUUUAAGUUGCACAUAAGUAAAGUUGAACACAAGUAUAAACUUGUGUGUAUAUAGAAAAUUUACUGAAAAUGUAUAUAUCUCAUUAAGGCACAUAAUGUGUGAGUAUAUUUUUUGGUUGAAUGUCUCAGCAUUGUGUAAGUGUAUAGGCCUAUAAAAACCUUUUGAGGCUGAAAUAAGAGCUAGGAAAGAUACCCUUCUUUUCAAUAUUUGUCAUUAGAAGCCUUCAUAUAGUUUUAUUAUUAAAUUUUCCAUGAUUUGUGAGUAGUAAUUUUUUGUAAAUAUUUUUUCUUCUAUUAGAAAUUUAGAAGUCAAGUAGUCAUCCAUAAAUAACUCCAAGACUGUGUAUAGCUUAAUCGAAUUGCACUAUUCGUUAAUGAAACGUUUCAAUACGUUUUUAAACAUAAUUUUGAAAACAAUAAAAACGGGGGAUGAUUUUUUAAUAACAAAUGUUUUUUACCUGUAUCUGUAGAAGAAUGUAAAAGACGAAUUCUUAACUAGGCAAAGGAUAUGCUGUAUAAUGCUGAUAAUAACCUAUGAAAUCUCGCCUUCUAAAUGUUCAAGAAGAAGGUACAUUCGAUGAACAUGAUGAAGUAUCCGACAAGUCGAAUUAGGACUAAUUUUCUUUUCGGUCGCAUAACGAAAUCGGAAACGUAUGGACCUUCUUUUUCAUUCUUUUAAAUAGUGUAAUAAGAUUUUUUUUUCAUCUGGUUUGACUUUUGUUAAUGUAUAAGUAAUAUUCGCCCGGAUUACGUUUCUUAAUAUUUUAAAUUUGAAAAUCGGCUUCUCAAUACAGCUUCUCCCCAUUUUUUAUUUUAUUAUAUUCCGAUUUCUUUCAAAGAGUGCAAUAAAAUAUCAA